Molecule: messenger RNA, 645 nt
Organism: Cryptomeria japonica (Japanese cedar)
Lineage: Eukaryota; Viridiplantae; Streptophyta; Pinopsida; Cupressales; Cupressaceae
Product: dirigent protein 23-like
Exons: 1
Coding region: 1-645 (214 amino acids)
Source: RefSeq, a predicted model, not a curated record
AUGGAUAUUAAGUUAGAUGCUAUAUGUCGAGGUUCCUAUUUACUUGUUCGAAGAGUAGCCGAUCUUUCAGACCCACAGCGUUCGGAGAUGAUGGAGCUGCGUCGACAUUCUGGGGCAUUUGCAGUGGUGACCAUGAUUAUCAUCUUUGCCUUGCAAUCGACUGAGACGGCUGCUGCGAAGUUGAAAGUAGCAAACGAAAAAAUAAGCAAUUUACAUUUCUAUUUCCAUGACACAUUUUCAGGACAGAACGUGACGGCCGUGGAGGUAGCGCAUGCUCCAUCGACCAAUGCUUCCGCCACUUUCUUCGGAACCCUAAUUGUGAUUGACGAUCUGUUGACGGAAUGCCCUGAGCCCACCUCCAAAUUGUUGGGUAGAGCUCAGGGUUUGUAUGCAAUGACCAGUCAAGUGGAUAUUCAACUGCUCAUGGCGGUCACUUUCGUCUUUCAGAGUGGAGAGUUUAAUGGAAGCACACUGGCCGUGGUGGGGCACAACUCUGUGUUUAACGAUGUUAGGGAAAUGCCAAUUGUUGGAGGAAGCGGGAAAUUCAGGCUGGCUCGAGGGUAUGCCCUCGCCCACACAUAUUCCUUCGACCUCCAGGCUAGGAAUGCCAUCGUCCAUUAUAAUGUCACUGUGCUUCAUUACUAG